Penaeus indicus is the source of this 3180-nucleotide messenger RNA. RefSeq lists its product as uncharacterized. The coding region runs from base 1 to 2328 and encodes 775 amino acids. Lineage: Eukaryota; Metazoa; Arthropoda; Malacostraca; Decapoda; Penaeidae. The transcript is spliced from 13 exons. Gene Ontology annotation, molecular function: ATP binding; protein kinase activity. Gene Ontology annotation, biological process: protein phosphorylation. The record is from RefSeq and is a predicted model, not a curated record.
AUGGUAGAGACUGUUAGCUUCGAUCACUUCCAAGUCCUGCGAGCGAUCGGAAAAGGCAGUUUCGGCAAGGUGUGUAUCGUGCAGAAGAGAGACAGCAAGCAGAUGUUCGCCAUGAAAUACAUGAACAAGACGCAGUGCGAGGCGAGGGACGCUCUGAGCAACGUCUUCAGGGAGAUUGAGAUUCUGGCAUCGCUCAGUCACCCUUUCCUGGUCAACCUCUGGUUCAGCUUCCAAGAUGAGGAAGACAUGUUCAUGGUCGUCGAUCUUCUUCUGGGAGGCGAUUUGCGCUACCACGUGCAACAGGGCGUGCAAUACACAGACGAUGCGGUGCGACUCUACAUCCUGGAGGUGGCGGCGGCGCUCCAGUAUCUUCACAACAGGAGUAUUAUCCACAGGGACAUCAAGCCUGACAACUUGCUGUUAGACGAAGAAGGCCACGUGCACCUGACUGACUUCAACAUCGCCACCGUCCUGCGCGACGACCAGCUCGCGACGUCGAUGUCAGGCACCAAACCAUACAUGGCUCCCGAGGUGUUCGAAUGCGCGGCAGACACCUGCGACGGCUACAGCUUCCCCGUCGAUUGGUGGUCUCUAGGGGUGACAGCCUAUGAAGUUAGACGGGGAAAGCGCCCUUACGACAUUCAUUCCAACACGUCACUCCAUGAGAUUCGCCUUAUGUUCCUGCAGAACCCGAAGUUCCCCGUCGACUGCCACCCCGGGCUCGUGCAUCUCAUAUCAAGGCUGCUGACCAUCUCGCCCGAGAAGAGAAUCAGCAGCAUAGACGAGAUCCUGGCGCUGCCCUACACGUCCAGCGUCUGCGUGGACACCCUCCUGAAGAAGAACUACAAGCCUUCUUUCACGCCUCCGAAGGACCACCUGAACUGCGACCCGACCUUCGAGCUCGAGGAGAUGAUCAUCGAGUCGCGGCCUUUGCACAAGAAGAAGAAGCGGCUCUCGAAGCAGAAGAGCAUCCGGGAGACGCACACCUCCAUCUCGGGCACCACGGAGGGCGAGGCCGUGGUCUACGAAGGGAUGCUGGUGUUUAACAGGGAGCAGGAGGAGGCGAGGCGCGAGAGGGAGAAGAGGGAGCUGGAGUGGCAGGCGGAGCUGGAGGAGUCCAUGAAGAAGUCAGACCCGACAGGCCAUGGAUGUGGCUUCACGGGCUCGACCACGGGGACUCCAGUGCGACACAAGAACCAAGAGCAGAGCCAAGGACAAGAGAGGAAGAAAACUGGCGAAGGGAACACGCCUCCGUCGCCCACCGUGUCCUCGCCGACGGAGAGAGCGCCGCUGCCCAAGAUCGCCGUUUCGCCGUCCAACGUGCGAGCGAGGAUUGCCGGGUCGCCCAAGGUGAAGGUUCGGGGGUCGACUGUCACCAUCGAGUCUCCCAGGUCUUCGUCUAGCCUCACCAAGAGCAGCACACAACAGCUAAAGGAGCGGCUGAGGGAGCUGAAAGCGGACCAGCGGCGUCACGGCGGCUCGGGGUCCGACUCCGACUUCUCCGACCUGACGCAGAGCGACGACCUGACCAUAACCGGCAGGAGAUCGCCAGGGAAGUCCGCGGGCAAGUCGCUCAGAGCCUCCAAGCGCGACUCUGAGAGCAGAUCGCCGAGCAAGUCUCCGAGUCGCACGCCGGUCCUGUCCCGCAAGAAGGAGGCGGAGAGAGAUGCCUCAAAGGGCCAGGAGGAGGAUGGAGGAUCCGAGAACCUCCUUGGCUGCGAAGGAGGCGGAAAGGAAGGGGCGAGAACUGCGCCCUGCGCUCGACCCGUCUCUUUACCAGACGAAAUCAGCCACGAGCCCCAGAUCAGCACCACGAGCGUUUCUGCCCCGACGUCGACUUUCCACACGACCAGCGGCUCUCAAGUGGACCAGACCAGAGGCUCGCUGGGAAGGCAGUCCUCCGACGCCUCUCAGGAGCACGGCAGCGCGCUUCAGAAGCCCUCGCUGCCCCCCUCCUCCGGCAGAGAGACAGAAUCACAGCCCCCCCUCGCGGAGCCACUCGCCAACACCAAGGGGAACCUUCGGGAGGCGCUGACCAACGGAUCCGUGAAGGCGGGGCAGGUCCCGAGCGCGCAGCUGGACUUCAAGAGCGACUGCGAGCGCAUUCAGGUCCCCGCCACAGGCCAGGGAAGGCGGCACUCCAUGGAGCCCAAGAAGAGCCCGACGCCCCACGGGAAGCGCUCGGCUGAGACCCGGCGAAGUUCCUCCGUCACCUGCAAACACGACCGCGACGCAAGAAAGAUUUCAGAGUUGCGCAAGGCCGCGUCGGUCUCCAAAGGAAGCGUCGGCAAGGAGACCAGAGAAGCACUCAAGAAUAUAAGCUAUUAACCAUUCAUAUUAGCUAUGGUAUACACAAACAAGGUGACGAGUGGGGUGGGGGGGGUGAAACGCCGUCAACCGAUGACGCGAUAACGGAGAAACAUCAUGUGUAUGAUUUUGUUGUUAUCUUCUCUUCAUGUGAUCGUCUCAUUCCUUAUGUACUUAUCUUGGUUACAUUCACCUGAAUUGCCUAAGUCGAGCUUGUUAGACACGUGCAUCAGGAUUGAUAUUCAAAGUUGACAUCACGUUUGAUCUUUGUGCAAUAACCAGUAUGUGUGUUAAAUGACAUAUAUACGAAUACUUAAAAUCAACAUUUAUGAUAGUAACCAGAUCUAUAUUUAUGUACAGAUGUUUGAACAAAAGAUUGUAUUAAAUAAGUUCAUUGCUUUUUUUAACGUUUCAAGAUUCUAAAGAGUGUGCAAUGUCUUGAAUGUAAUAGGCCAGCUAUAAAUUGUAAAAUUACAUUCAUACUGUAAAUAGACUACUGGCGGAAAGGCAGGAUGGUGUUACUUAAAAGUGCCAUGUAUGACAGGAACAAAGAUUAAGAUUUUCUUUUGAUUUUCAGGUACAAAUUAUAAUCCUAAUGUUGCCGCAUACACCCCGAGUAAAGCGAACUAGUGAUAGACCUAUAUAACUGAGUGAUCAUCUGUUGUCAACUUAUUAUCACUGCAAAUGCAACAAUAUACUAGUGAUGUUAGCUCUCAGCAUAAUAAUCUUGUUUUGUUGUGACUGACUUGAGAUAUUUUAUAUACUUGUGUCAAAUUUAUACUCUGAACAUAUGAGUCUUACACAUUUUAAUGUUCUUUAUCUGUGGUAACCAAUGCUUUAUAAUGUUUAAGGAUUAAAAGUGCCAAAUCAUAA